This is a messenger RNA of Acyrthosiphon pisum (pea aphid), 2283 nucleotides long. RefSeq names its product U6 small nuclear RNA (adenine-(43)-N(6))-methyltransferase. Gene Ontology annotation, biological process: rRNA base methylation. The record is from RefSeq and is a predicted model, not a curated record. NCBI's taxonomy places the organism in Eukaryota, Metazoa, Arthropoda, Insecta, Hemiptera, Aphididae. The transcript is spliced from 7 exons. Bases 613 to 1941 code for a protein of 442 amino acids. Gene Ontology annotation, molecular function: 23S rRNA (adenine(1618)-N(6))-methyltransferase activity. Gene Ontology annotation, cellular component: nucleus.
CACGGUCAUUGAUAACACAGAAUUUACCUGAUCGACGCAUUGAUUUUUCAAUAAUAUAUCGUUAUAAUUAAUUACCACACAUUUAAUACAAUCAGAUCAGUGCGUAACCGUUUUUCAUCAUGACAACACGAUAUUGUUAUGAAUAAAUAGUUUUCAAUUAACACAUUAUUGUUAAUGGAGCCUUUGUUCGAAACGAGUUCGUUUCCGAUUUGCAACGGCUUUGGAGUAGUCGCGUUUGAGAACAGACGCAUUGCGCAUGCGCAGCACUGUUCCGCACACAAACGUAAAUAUUUACACACGCAGGUCGUGCGUGCGAGUUGGUCAUUAAUUAUAAAUUUUUUUUUGGGCGUCUGACGAGUCGUGAGGCGGCCAAAAUGUCGACAGUCGACAAUAUCGGAUUCGACCGUUUCCAGACCCUACUGGCGAUUUAAUUAUUAUAAUAUUUGAUUUUUUUUUUUUGUUAUCGUCGUAGACAGAGCAAUAUUAUUAUCAUCUCGUGUCGCGGACGCGACGAGAGUGCUCGUUGAUCGAUAAUAAUAUUUACAUUUUUUUUUUGUUGUAAAUAAUCCGAUCCCCGCUUACCACCACCGGAACAAUUAUCGAGUGUCCGCGAUGCCGAACAACCAGUUCAUGCACCCGAGAAAUAUUUACCGGACGCCACCUGCGUUCAAGGAGCUGGCGGCAAAGUAUCCGGAAUUCAACAAAUACGCGUCAGUCGGCUUGAACGGCAAAAUCACUUUCGACUUCAAAAAUCAGGACGGCCUCAGAUUGUUGACCACUAUACUGUUGAAGAAAGACUUCGACCUAGACGUGGAUUUGCCCGUCGGCAGACUGGUACCCACCGUGCCGUUGCGACUCAACUAUUUGCUGUGGAUCGAAGAUCUGUUCAACUUGAACUACGACAACACGAAGAAGAUCAAAGGAAUCGAUAUAGGCACAGGUUCAUCAUGUAUUUAUCCAUUAUUAGCAGCUAAACAAUUUCAGUGGUCCAUGGUCGGUACUGAUAUCAAUAAAGAAUCUAUUAAAAAUGCUAUUAAAAAUGUAGAAAAAAAUAAUUUACAACAUUUAAUUCAAGUACUGGAGGUAUCGGAAUGGGAAAGAUUAUUGCCAGUAGCAGUAGAUGAACAUUAUGACUUCUGUAUGUGUAACCCACCUUUUCAUAGUCUUUCAAAAAUAAAUUCAUCAGAUGAUGAAGCAGAUAGUGCAGUUGGGAUUACUUCUGAAAUGUAUACAAUAGGUGGAGAAGUUGAUUUUAUAAAAAAAAUGAUUAACGAAAGUGAAACAUUACAGAAUUCGAUAAGUAUUUAUACAACAAUGGUUGGUUAUAAAUCAUCAUUAGACCCUCUAAAAAAUGAACUGAAAGCUAUUGGAGCAUGUACAAUUGCAGAAGCUGGUUUCUUUCAAGGUCGGAAUGCUCGUUGGGGGCUUGCUUGGACAUUUCAGCCGGAUAUAAAAUUAAAGGAUUUUUUGCCUAAUAAGGAGUUUCAAAAGGAGAAGUUGAAACUUAGACCUCCAGUGUCUUUCAAAAUUCCAGAAUCGUAUGACUCUACAACUGCGCUAGCCAAACUAUCAGAACUUCUAGAUAGUCUUAAGCUGUCAAUCUCAAAAUUACAAUCAAAAAUUAGUGAAAAUGUCUUAUACCAAGCUGACAUUCAAGCAUAUGAAAAUACAUGGACACAUCAAAGAAGAAAGAGGCGAAUGGAAAAAAGAUUAGCUGAUUGCAAACGUCAAAAAACAAAUGAUAGUUGUUUACUCAUUGCAUCUGAUGAUGAAAGGGUGGAUCAGCAUUUAGAGACCACAGUGAAUGCCAAACCAUUAUUUGCGGCUACAUUAGUUUUAAGAAAGUCAGACAAUACAAUUUUGAUAGACAUGUUGCACUUGGACGGCAAUAGAGACAAUUCAUAUCAAGUUUUUCAGUUCUUUAAGAAUAGAUUUAUAUAAUGGUUUCAUGUGACACAAAUUUAGGAAAACCAAAUCCAAGGCUAUCCGGCUGCGUGCUUGGUCGUUGGAAAUUCUCCCAAGAUGGAUCAGGCACAAAACUCUCAACUAUGUUGCAUGGCUAUGAAAUGACAAAGGUAGUUAAAGUAUUAGUAAUUUAUCUUGUAUUUUACAUUUGUACAUAACCACUAGAAUAAUAUAUUUGCACAUUACAAUGCGAAUAAAUAUUGCUUAUUUAUGUUGUUUUUUUUUUUAUUUAUUUAUAAUGAUAAAUAGUAUUAUAAAAGUUAUUGUUAUUUUUGACUGAAAAUUAUAUUUAUAUAAAUAUAAAUUAUAAAAAUGUUA